This is a messenger RNA of Brienomyrus brachyistius, 3744 nucleotides long. Its product is annotated as kelch-like protein 10. Gene Ontology annotation, molecular function: protein binding. Lineage: Eukaryota; Metazoa; Chordata; Actinopteri; Osteoglossiformes; Mormyridae. The record is from RefSeq and is a predicted model, not a curated record. Bases 1514 to 3067 code for a protein of 517 amino acids. The transcript is spliced from 5 exons.
CAAUGAGCUACGGCUCGCCAGAAAGCUCUGUGAUGUGGUCCUUGUGGCCAAGGAUGUUAAAUUCGAAGCUCACAAAAUAAUUCUGUGUGGCUGUAGCUCCUUUUUCAAGACAGAAUAGCUAGUACGGACAUCUACUAACAUCAAUGACAGACCAUGAACUAAAGCAAAACAGGGACUGAAAUAGACAAGACAGAGCAAAACAACAAGGUACAGCUGGGUACGAUCGGGGAAGCACACGUGGAUAAUCAGGGGGGCGUGGCACACACGAGAACCGUGCAAGCUUGGCGUGACAGAACCCCCCCCAAAGGCGCGCUCUCCGGGCGCGCCUCAGGGGAGGCGACGGACGAGACGAGGGAGACGAGACCUGGAAAAGAGGAACAAACCAAUAAUGGGGCACAGGGAACAGGACAGAAACACAGAACUGGCACAGAGACAGGAAGUAGGACAGGACCUGACAUAGGACAGGGAAGGCGGACAAACAGAUCAGGAAAGGGGACACGGAGGGAACAGGCGGGACAAAAGGGCCGGGAGUGAUUGAAGGGAACACCGGGGGACGAGGAGCAGAGAUGGGAGGAACAACAGGAUGAGGAAUAAACAUAGGAGGGACAAAGACGGGAGACCAAGGAGAGAAGGAGGGGGAAUAAAGGGGAGCCCCAGCGGGCGACGGGUGGCAGCCGGAGGGGCCGCAGGCAGCCGGAGCAGGAGGGGACCUCAGAGGGGCAGAGGAGGCUGGGCGAGGGACAGACGGAGGGACCGAGGAGGGAGUUGGAGGGAUGACCAGGGAAGGGGACGAGGGAGCUGUAGGGGACUCUGGAAAGGGCAAGGAGAGGUGGGGAGCCGCAGCAGGCGACGACGUCCUCCUACGCGCUGGAGUGGGGGGAACUGCAGGCAACUGAGGAGCCGCAGCCGGGGAGCCCGCAGGCGACCGACGAGAAGUCGGCGGCGGGAGUGAGGCAUGGCUACGAGGCUUCGGAGGGGGACCUGCAGGCGACAGCCGACCCAGCAAAGCCCACCAAGAGAGCAAGCUCCCAGGCGGAUCGUCGUCGCCUCUGGUCUCCUCCUUCUCCUCUGCUUUUUCCUCUUUAUGUGGUCUGUCAUUCUGUCACGAUCGGGCUUGAACGGGUGAUCGCUCAGGUAGGAAGCAGGCAGACAGGGGAAAUACGGGCUAAACUAGGGGUUUAUUCAUGGGACAGGACAGAACAGCUAGUACGAACAUCUACUAACAUCAAUGACAGACCAUGAACUAAAGCAAAACAGGGACUGAAAUAGACAAGACAGAGCAAAACAACAAGGUACAGCUGGAUACGAUCGGGGAAGCACACGUGGAUAAUCAGGGGGGCGUGGCACACACAAGGAUCGUAUGAGUACCCAUGUGAUCAUCUGGGGCAGGAGGUCUGGUUGAUUUUCAUUUGGGGGUCCCUGGUUAAAACAAAGUCAAAAAGCCAGUAAUUUAACUCUGUCUGUAAAACCCAUAUUUAUUAAAUAAGUCACAUCUGGGUUGUUUUUCAGGGCGAUGUUCACCGGUGCCUGGAAUAUCCCAGGAAAGUAUGAAUACGAAUUCCCGAACAUUUCCCCGGAAACGAUGAAGCACAUCAUCGAGUACGCUUACACGUACUCUGUGCUCAUCACAGUAGACAAUGUGGAGAGUCUCCUGGCAGCCGCUGAUGAGUUGAACAUCCUAGGCAUCGUGAAGCGCUGCAGUGACUUCCUUCUUAAGCAACUCUGUCUCGAGAAUUGUGUUGGCCUUUUUAAAAUUGCUGAUAUCCACUGUCUCAAUGAGCUGCAUCAGUCUGCCUUCAACACAAUCCUGAAGAACUUCAAGGAGGUCGCCGGCACCUCCAAAGAGUUCACAGAGCUCACCCUGCAACAGCUCUGUGAUAUAAUUGAAAAGGACGAGCUGAACGUCAGGCAGGAGGAUGUCGUCUUUGACGCCAUCCUCCGCUGGAUCAAGCACGAGCCUGCCAGCCGUAAGGCCCACCUUUCAGUGCUGCUGCCCAAAGUGCGGAUGGCUCGUAUGACUCCAGAACACUUUAUUAAGACUGUUAAAAACAAUGAUCUUGUGAAGGCUGAUGUGGCGUGUAGGCCCAUUGUCAGUGAAGUUUUAAAGGCCAUAUAUGAACUUGACUUUAAAAGUCCAUCUUCCGACUUUGACAACCCACUGAUCCGCCCACGCCUGCCUUCGGAGAUCUUGUUGGCCAUUGGUGGCUGGAGACACCACCCAACUAACUGGAUUGAAGCCUACGAUAGCUGGGCCGACCGCUGGGUGGAUGCCACGCAAGAGGAGAUGCCCCCCGUGUCCUUCCACGGCACUGCAUACCUCAAAGGACAUGUCUAUUGCAUCGGGGGGUAUGACGGCCUGUCCUGCAUCAGCACCGUGCGCAGGUUCGACCCCAUGACACGGACGUGGCAGCGGGUCGCCCCAAUGAACUCGCGCCGCUGUUAUGUUAGUGUGGCUGUACUUGAUGGCUUCAUUUAUGCCAUGGGCGGGUUAAACGGCUCCAGACGCAUCAACACAGUGGAGCGGUAUAACCCGGACACUGAUCAAUGGACUGUAAUCCAGCCAUUAAAUGAACGGCGAAGCCAUGCCAGUGCCACCGCACUACAUGGCAAGAUAUACAUCUGUGGGGGCUACAAUGGAACUGACAGCCUUUCUUCUGCUGAAUGCUAUGACCCAUUCACUGACCAAUGGACCGCAAUCACUCCAAUGAGCACUGCCCGAAAUGGAGUUGGAGUCGUGGCUUAUAAGGAGAAAAUCUAUGCGGUGGGCGGUACCAAUGGGUCUCACCACCUGCGGAGCGUAGAGGCCUAUGACCCUCUUUCCAAUCGCUGGAAUGCUGUGGCCCCCAUGUUUAUGUCACGGAGCAACUUUGGAAUCGAGGUGAUCGAUGGCCUGCUGUUCGUGAUGGGCGGAACCGAUGGGUUCAGUGUCUCGAGCAGGGUGGAGUGCUAUGAUGCAGAGACAGGCAGCUGGUACAGCGCCCAGAACAUGUGCACACCCAACAAAAACUUUAGCUGCUGCGUAGUACCUGCACAUCCUGCCAUCAUGCAAUACGCUGCACCUCGCUAGUGCCUGAUGGCCACCAGGAGGAGACGAACCCAACUGUCCCCAACAGCCUGUACCCCCCACCCCGAAUUCAUCCAUCCAUCCAUUUUCCAAACUGCUUAUCCUACUGGGUCGUGUGUCCUGCGAUGGGCUGGCCCCCCAUCCUGGGUUGUUCCCUGGCUCGUGCCCAUUGCUUCCGGGAUAGGCUCCAGACCCCCCACGACCCAGUAGGAUAAGCGGUUUGGAAAAUGGAUGGAUGGAUGUUACAAAUUUAAUGGUUUCAUAACAAAAGUCCAUUGACAAGUGUUAGCAUUUCUGCAUAUAUCUUCCGCACAGACAUUUCCUUUUUAUUAAAUGUCAUAAUUUUUUGACUGACUCAUUAAGCUGCCCUUAUGCUAUUAAUUGCAGUUGUCAGUGGCUCCCAAAGGGAUACUUAACAUAAAUGUUUGGUGCUUUAUGUUACUACAAAGGUGCUACUAAUUAAAAAGCACCCAAAUGAGACUGCUUUCAAUAAACUUUUCUAAAGUCAGAACAGCUCUUUUAAAAUUCUAAUUUUGGCUUUGAUUUAUUAUUACUUGAAAUGAAUAUUUUGAAUGAAUGAUUUUUGUUAUGAAACCAAUAAAUUUGCAGUAUUUUUACUGAAUUAAACAAGUGUCCCCAGACUUUCUGUGAGUACUUUAAAUAAAGCAAUACCUGAACUA